CGUCCUGAGCAUGUUCUGGGUCCAGGGCAGCCUCUGCUGUCCCGGGGGUUUUCAGGGCUGUCCUGGGGUAUCCUGGGCUGUCCAGGCUGGCCUGGCCUAUCCUGAGGCUGUCCUGGGCUGUCCUGGGGUAGCCUAGGGGCAUCCUGCGUGUCCUGGGCCCUGAGUCAGGAUCUGAAGCUGGACUGGGAGCCAUGCCCUGCUGCUUGGACCUAUGGCACAGCAGGCUGUCCACCCGGUGCCCCGCAGCACCUCCCACGCCAGUAACCUGAGCUGCUUCCAGUGCUUCAAAGCCCAAAGCAAGAACCAGUGCCACCCCACCAAGUGCCAGGAGGGCCAGCAGGUCUGCGUCUCCAACGAGGUGACCGUCUUCUCCCGAUCAAGGAUCCGAGUUCUCCUAAGCAAGCGCUGCGCUCUGCAGUGCCCCAACUCCAACAGUGUGUUCCAGUGGAGCGUGGCCACCCGCCUGCAGGGCAGGAUCACCAGGCGGUGCUGCUCCCAGCCACUCUGCAACGCGGCGCUGGGCCUCCGCGCCCUGCCCGGGGGGCUCCCGCUGCCAGUGGCCCUGAGCAUUGCCGGAACCCUGUGGUAAAGACCCUCAGCCUGUGCCUCUGCCCCACUGGCAUCUCCUGCCCUCCAGCUGCUGUCCACCUCUAUUCCUGCCAGGAUGCCCCGGGUUCUCUCCAGGGGGCGCUGAGCGGGAGGCCGCCCGGGCCUGGCGAAGCCGGAGGAACGGGAGACACCACAGCUGCGGUCCGACCCUCACCCACUCUUCCCUCCACACUGGCCCCUCCGCCCAAGGUGCCCGGGCAAGGGGGUGCCCACGGAGGGGCCCUCGCUGUCCCCCCCACACUGCUCCAAGACCGGGUGGCCCCACAGGCCCGCCCCCCUCCUGCUGGGGGAAUCACCUCACCAGGCUCCCUCUCUCCAAACAGAGACCCACUGUCCCUGGGGUGGCGUUUGCUAGGUUAUUG
Molecule: messenger RNA, 971 nt
Organism: Dipodomys ordii (Ord's kangaroo rat)
Lineage: Eukaryota; Metazoa; Chordata; Mammalia; Rodentia; Heteromyidae
Product: lymphocyte antigen 6C1
Exons: 3
Coding region: 212-589 (125 amino acids)
Cellular component (GO): plasma membrane
Source: RefSeq, a predicted model, not a curated record